Molecule: messenger RNA, 3620 nt
Organism: Gopherus evgoodei (Goodes thornscrub tortoise)
Lineage: Eukaryota; Metazoa; Chordata; Testudines; Testudinidae
Gene: THAP9
Product: THAP domain containing 9
Exons: 5
Coding region: 345-2972 (875 amino acids)
Source: RefSeq, a predicted model, not a curated record
GCUUCCGCGGAGCUAUGUGGGGUGGGGUCGCAGACAGUCCCUGCGCUGAGAAGGUGUGGUCACAGGAACGCCGGGAGGUCAGCGACCAAUGAAAGCCUCGCUUCCAUAGCGAAGGGGCUAGCUGAACGCGAGAACCAAUCGGAAAGGGCAAAGAAGAGGCGCUCACCAAUCUGAGGGCGCGUUCCAUCAGCGCUGGCAGUGGUUGGACUACUCUCUAGUGCCGGGAGUGGGGGGCUCUUGACUUGUCCGCGCGCGACAGCGGGACGUGGCCGAGGGUGCGUGGGGCGGCAGGGUGCCGUGCAGCGCGAGAACACCCAGGGCCUUGCCCUACCUGCGCGCGGACCAUGACCCGCAGCUGCUCCGCUCUGGGCUGCACCACGCGCGACACCGGGCUGAGCCGGAAGCGGGGCAUCUCCUUCCACCAGUUUCCCAUUGAUGACAUACAGCGUACAAAAUGGAUCCAUGCUGUUAAUCGAGCAGACCCCAAAAGCAAAAAGGUUUGGAUUCCAGGACCUGGUGCCAUAUUGUGUUCCAGACAUUUUGCAGAAGCAGACUUUGAAUCAUAUGGCAUGAGAAGAAAACUAAGGAAAGGAGCUGUACCUUCUGUUUUUCUAUACAAGGAUCCUCUGAGUACAUAUCUUAAAAAUAGAAGAUCCCAGAAAGCAUUAAAGCAGCCACUCUUACAUAAUUCUCCUGAUGAGGAGGUCAUUACUGCAGAUCACAACUAUAGCUUAAAGAAUCCUGCAACGGCUGCUGAGCAACAGACAGAAAUGAAAGAAAUAAUACAGUUGCCUAAAAAGAAACUUGUUGCAGCAGGAAGGUGUCUCUCAUACCGAGAACGAAAUGUAUUUAGUUUAAUCAAUGAGCUUGCAAAGAAGAACCUGCUCUCUGAAGAAGCUGUAAACCUGCUGCAGGCCCAGUUUUCAGAUUUGCAGUGGGAGCCAUACAGCUGGAGACAGAUGACUGAAUACUCCACCGAAAUGAGGCAGUUUGCCUGUACUCUUCACCUCUAUAGUAGUAAAGCCUAUGAUUAUGUAAGAAAGAAUUGUCCCCUGCCUCAUCCUUCCAGCCUGACAAACUGGUUGUCUAAUGAUGAAGGUAGUCCAGGCUUCAGCAACAGUAUUUUCUUUCACCUUCAGCAGAGAGUCGAGCAAGGAGAACAGGCAUACCAGUACUGCUCACUGAUGAUCGAGGGUAUGGCUCUCAAGAAACAGCUGGAGUGGGACCCUGUGACUCAACGUCUGGUUGGGUUUGUAGACCUAGGUGCAGGAGCACUUGAUGCUGAUGAAGCACCUCUGGCCUCAGAAGCUAUAGUCCUAAUGGCAGUAGGUGUUCUUGGUCACUGGAGUGCUCCCCUGGGUUAUUUCUUUGUAAAUGGAACCACUGGCCAUUUACUAGCUCAACUGCUUUAUCAGACCAUCAGUAAGCUGACUAACGUAGGUAUCAGAGUUCUCUCCGUGACGUCUGCGGCCACUGCUCGUGGUGUUGAGUUGGCAAAGGCGUUGGGCAUACGUAUUGAUGCCAACAACAUGCAGUGCACUUUUCAGCAUCCUCACAGUGCCACUCAUUGGAUCACAUACUUCUUUGAUGCUUGCCAUAUGCUCCAGUUAAUAAGGAACGUGUUUCAGUGCUUUCAUAGGAUACAGUCCAUUUAUGAAACAGCACACUGGCAGCACAUAGUGGACCUAGUGACUCUGCAGGAGACGGAAUUACUGCAUAUUAGUGACAGAUUGUCAGGAAGACCCAGAAAUAGUGAAAGCUGUCACUUGAGGGUGAACUAUGCAGCACAGCUGUUCAGUGAGAGUGUCGCUGGCACGCUGGAAUGUCUCCAAUUGUUGGGCCUGCCUUCUUUUCAGAACUGCAGUGGGACCAUCAAAUUUGUGCGCUUGGUGAGCUAUCUGUUUGACAUUUUUCACGGAAGAAGCUGUUACGGAACGGGAUUGAAAGGGCCUGUGUGCUCUGAAAAUUAUGCCAGGAUACAUCGCCUUUUAACUGAAGCUAAAAGUGUCUUUGUUGCAUUAACUGACACUUUGGGGAGACACUUCCUGAAAGGUAAACAUAAAUUAGGAUUUCUAGGUUUUUUGCUUAAUGCUGAGAGCUUAAAAUGGCUUUACACAAACUAUGUAUUUCCAAAGAGCAUGCCCUUCCGCUACCUCCUGACUUACACAUUCAGCCUAGAUCAUCUGGAAUUAUUUCUCAGCACCCUCAGACAAGCAUGUGCUAGCUGUGAUAACCCUACAUGCAUAAUGUUCUGGACUGCUUAUUCUAAACUGCUGACCAAGUAUAAUUUGACACCAGGAUUACAUCAGAAUCUUAUUUUCCGUGACAUGAACACCUUAGAUAUAUCUAUUCUUCGUAGGACAGAUUUGGCCCUGGAUACCAUUCAUUCUCAGUACAAUCAGGGUUGUGUGGCAAUUCCAUCAACAGACUACAUUUACCGUACAGGCCAUAUUUCAUUUAACUCUACACUGAGUUAUGCACUGACAGAUCUGUCACUAUAUGCAGAAAGUGUCACAUAUACCGCUGGCUGUGUUGCUGAGAAAUUAGCAGCUGCCAUAAGAUGUGAAGCCUGUGUCACUUCUCUCUUUCUGUCAGAAGACAAAAUCCUAAAAUGUGGUUCACUGUUGUGCAUUAAAAAGAUUGGGAGCUGGAGUUUGCCAUCAGAGAGCGUGCGCCAGGUUGUGAGUAUUUCUGAGCAAGUCCUAAAAAUGCAUGCAAGAGUGAAAGACUAUAACCUAAACCUCAAGCAACAGGAUAUGUAUUUAGAACAGAAAAUUUUAUAUGAGUUAUCUGAACAGAGUCAUCUUUUCUCUGAGUUAAAUAAUCACCUAUUUGAUGGGGAGUUGUGUGUCACCAAUCACUACACAAUGCUGUUAAGGAACAUAGUGCAAUGUUACUUAAACGUCAGAGCUGAACAUGCAAAAAAUGGGGUUUGGAAUACUGUUCUGGAAGUCAUGGAUCGAAGAAGUUGACUAGGAAACAUCCAUUUUCAUCAUCAUUAAAGACUUAUAAAUCUAUCCAAAUCUUAGCUGUGCCAUAAUUUCUUACUAAUUUGUUAAAUGAUGGAUCUUCCCUUGAGUAGUGUUUAGAUAAGGUCUGAUCUAGGCAACACAGGUGUUGGAGAACUGAGAUGGUGUAUUUCACUUGACCUCUUGGCAAUACUGUGUCCAGCAGUGGCUAAUAAAGGAGAGUCCUAGGAGGAUUAACUGGUCUAGGUUCCAGUCAUGCCUGGGAUUCGAAGUGGAAAAUGAGUUUGAUCUCAUCCUAAAUUCUCAUUUAUGCAGAUUGCACAACCACAACCUAUUUUAGAACAACAAUAUCUAUGGAAGGAGUAGAUUACGGAAGCUACUGGAAAUCCAUAUUGAGGUUCAUUGGCAGUCAUGUGGGGAAGCUUGAUGAAUAUCCAUCUGUGCUAUGCCUAGCUCUGGGUAGGGCAGUUAGCCCCUGACUAUGAUGAAUACCAAGUUUACUCAUACAUGUUUAGAACAGGGGCUGGUGGGAAAGAACUGAUGGAGUACUAUAGCAGCAGAUAACUCCUUAGAGCUGCAGAAAAAAUACUAAGAAGCAAAACAGCUUAGACAAAGCUAUUAAAAAAAUAAAAUAAAGAUUUGUCCUAGAAA